AUGAAUGCCGAGGGUUUCGUUAGAUCGUGCCAAAUCGACUACAGAAAGAGGAAGAAAGAAGAUAAGAAGAAGCGCGCGAACACCAGAAAAAUCCUCUACCGCCGCCGGAGCUCUAUGCACUGUCAACCCCUGAUCGGAAGACGCAGCCGGAACGUCGAACCUCGUGUCACAGUCGAAGCUCCGACAAGGAGAAGCAAUUUGAUCCAUAGAGCUAAGAACCUCAUACUUCAAAAUAUCUUGUACUCCUUAAAUUUCACACAACAUAUUAGAGACAUAAAAGAUCCAGAACACCCUUACUCCUUGGAGGAGCUCAAGGUUGUAUCAGAAGAUGCCAUCGAGGUUGAUGACGAGAAGAGUCACGUAAGGGUCACAUUCACUCCAACUGUAGAGCACUGCAGCAUGGCAACUGUGAUUGGCUUGUGCUUGCAGGUCAAACUCAUGCGCUCUUUGCCACCUCGGUACAAGGUGGAUAUUAGAGUUGCACCGGGUACUCAUGCCACCGAAGCUGCAGUAAAUAAACAGCUGAAUGAUAAGGAACGGGUGGCUGCAGCUUUAGAAAAUCCGAACCUGCUCAAUAUGGUUGAUGAGUGUCUUGCCCCAUCUUACGAAUGAAAAAGGACAAGAGUUACUAUGUAUCGUCUGCUAAAGAGUUUGUAUUCUUAUUGGUUGCAGAAGAGUCCGUGUGUGUAUUACUAUUUCGUAAUUGCUGUUGAACUUUGUUAAAUUUUUCUCAUUUUUUUUUAUGAGGAAUGAAAUUUGGAUACUGUGGCCAAUCUGUGAUUAUUUGAGAUAGGAAUGUGCAAAAUCCCCGUAUUGCAGACUGGAGGAUUGUUGGGUGGUGGCAAUUUCCGUAUUUAUUUCCAUGAUUGUUGAUUUUGUUCUCUUGUUUAACAUUUGUGGAAUGGAAUUGUGAUAUUCGUAUCAUUUUGAUUAUUUGUAGUUUUUGAGUAUUUCUUUUGUUGGUUAUGUACUUUGUAACGGCAUAAGUUUUUUCUACGCAUUUUAACUUAUUGUUGAUUUUACUGUUGCGGAAUUUCUUGCUGUAUACUGUAUAAAAUUUAUAAAUGCAAAGUUGAGUUGCUUUAUAUAGCCCUUAUUCUGAAGCAGAUUUGGAGGGUGCUUUCCAAGCCAAACCUGUUGAUGAGUAGGGUGGUUAAGGGUAGAUAUUUUCAUAAUCAGAAUUUUAUGGAGGUUAAGAAGAAGGAUAGUGAUUCUUGGAUGUGGAAAGGAUGGCUUGCUGCUAGGAAAUAUUUUGAGUUGGGGAUGAGAUAUUCUGUAGGUAAUGGUAGGGCUAUUAAUAUAUGGGACUCCCCUUGGAUUCCUAAUGUGCCAAACUUUAAGCCAGGGGUAGGUCAGGUAGUGGAUAGGAAUAGGUUGAGGAAAGUAGCUGAUCUUAUGGUAGAGGGCAAGAGUGAAUGGGAUAGAGAGUUGGUGCUGCAAACAUUCCAUCCUGAGAUAGCUGAGCAGAUCCUCAAAAUCCAUAUUAGCAAAGUAGGGUCUCAGGAUAGAAUGGUGUGGCAUCCUAAUAAAAAAGGCCUGUUCACAGUGAAAUCAGCCUAUCAGUUUAUUCAAAAGCUGAAGAGGAUUGAUUCAGGGCAAGAGGAGAGUAGUGAAGGUGGUCAUAGGUUUAAGCAAAUGUGGACUGUCACCUGGAAAUUGCCUAUUAAGAAUAAAAUUAAAAAUUUUCUGUGGAGAUGUAUUCAUGAUUGCUUAGGUACCAAAGUUAACUUAAUUAAGAGGGGUAUGCAGGUGGAUAGCAUCUGUGGGGGGUGUGGGGAGGAAACUGAGACUUUAGAGCAUAUAAUGUUUUAUUGUACCAGAGCUAAAAAGGUUUGGAAAUUGGCAGGGGUGUGGUGGUCUAGGUUGCAGGAGGAUGGAAUAGUUUUUAAGGAAUGGUGGGCAGAGGUCUGUAAGGUGAUGGCCAAAGGAAAUGGCAAAGACAGGGUUUCAUUGUCAACAUAUUUGAUGUGGUGGCUGUGGAAGACGCGUAACAGCUGGUUAUUUCAAAAGGAGUGGUGUUCUGAAAGGCAGGUGGUAAAGCUAGCUUGUAAUGAGUGGAAUGAAUUUGAAGAAAUCAACACAGGGUUGUGGCCAGCUGCAGGGGAUAUCCAAGGAGUAGGGGAGCAACCUUCAGCUUCCAGUGCUAAUGGAUCAUUAGUGGACAACCCUCAGGUGCAUGGGAUUGCUUGGAUUAACAACUCAGUGGUGCAAAGGUGGUCCUCAACAAAACAAACCUCAAAGGAGUCUGAAGGGGAAACUCUACUACAAUUGAGAGAUUGGCUGCUGGAGGGGAAGAGAGAAGGAUGGCAGAAGGUCCAAAUUAAAGUGGAAGACAAGAAAUUGAGGAGGAAGAUUCUUAAUCAAACUCAAUUUGAUAUAGAGGUUGCAGUGCUUGUUGAAGACAUCUUAGCCUUGUUGCAUUCUUUUGAUUUAUGGGUCUUAAACCCAGAUUAAGUGUAAUGUAUAUCUAAUGUUUAUUUUGCUGUGUAUAUUUAGUUUAUCUUCUUCAUUUUGUUUAGAUGGCCUAAGCAGGUCCUUAGGGAAGCUGUAUGUAGUCUUCUCUGUUAAGGCUCUCGGGUAGGGUUGUUUUAUCCGAGAAACUUUUUUAGUAACCCAUUGGUUACACGGCUGUACGCUUUUG
Striga asiatica is the source of this 2641-nucleotide messenger RNA. NCBI's taxonomy places the organism in Eukaryota, Viridiplantae, Streptophyta, Magnoliopsida, Lamiales, Orobanchaceae. The record is from the annotation of a GenBank genome assembly.